Messenger RNA from Stylonychia lemnae, 1023 nucleotides. The record is from the annotation of a GenBank genome assembly. Lineage: Eukaryota; Ciliophora; Spirotrichea; Sporadotrichida; Oxytrichidae.
AUGGAAAACUCUAAUAAUUUUGCAACGAUUGGGAAAAUAACUAUCUUUAUUGCUUUCGUUUGUAAACUUGGUUUCUUUUCCGGUCUCAUUACAUACUUAAUUGCAGAAUAGAUCUUUCACUGCAUCUUGAGAGUUCUAUUUGGAUUGAGAAAAAUUCCUGAUGGAUUAAACAUUAUGUUUUAUAAAGCAAAAACUUAAGUAGUCUUUACAGUGUUUACUUAAUCCAAAUUAAAAGACACUGAUAGUGUGAGGAAAUAAAUACUCAAAUAUUCUUGGGAUAUUCCUGAACUUAGAUAUCACGCAGUUAGCUUCUUGAACUACCACUAUUACAAACAAUUUUCUGAUUAAGAGUUUAAAAGAUAACUUGAUCGAAGCAUUAUUCAUAUCUAAGAUGACUUUAAAUCAGAACAGGAUCUAGUUUAAUAUAUAAAGAAUCAAGAAUAAGUGAAUUUCCGAUAAGAUGAACUACAAUAUAGAAUCCGCAUUAAAUAAGACUUUAAUGCAACUCAAUCAGCAGUAAUUUUUAGCUAUUGUCAUGGAAUUUGUGAUGGGGUUGGAUUUUAAAAUCUUUUCUCAGCACUCCAGGAACAGUUUGAUCCAUAAAAUACUCCGCUAGUAAGAGAAAGAUCAAUGGCUGAGCAAUUUUGGAGAUAUCUUAAGGUUAUUGCAGCACCCUAUUAUUUCCUUAUUACCAUACCUAAAUUUUCUAAGUCAUCUACUCUAUUUGAAAAAUCAGAGUCCAAUAAAAAUAAAAUAGUUCUUUCCAAUGACAUGAUGAUCGAUGAUCUUAAAAUUAAAAUAUGUCGGAAACUAAAAUGCGGGAUUAAUGAUCUUCUUUUGGCUGCAAUGACUAUUGCACUUAAGUAGAAUCAAGAUGAAAGAGGAAUAGCUAAGGACUUUAAGAGUUUAGAAUUAUGUCUAGCAGUUAAUUAAAGAGAACCAGUAAAAAAAAGAAAAUUGAUUAGAGUGAAGUAGAUCAGCAGGUUUAGGUUUUACUUGAACAGAUCAAAAGCAAAGUUUUGA